AUGCUGGUCUUCUUGUGGGUCCUGCAGGUGGGAGCGUUUCCACCCGGCGACCAUUGUGCCUUCACCAGCGAGGAAGAGUUUGCGCACUGCUGCUGUGACCCGGAGACCUUCUGCUGGGGCUUCAUAGAUACUUGGCAGCGGGAUGACUGCUGCAAGCACAUGGAGGACCGGUGCCCCAGGGACUCCAAGCUGGUGCGGCGCCACAGCCAGCGCUGGCGCCGGGAUCCCUCGGGGCCCAACGGCACCGCGCGCUACAGGCACGGGGAAAGCACUUGGACUUUGGAGCAGCUUCUGAACUGCGACCACCUGCCGCCCUGGAAGCAGUUCCGACAGCAGCUUCAGACACACGGCACAAAGCUGCGGAAGGUGGCACAGGACCCGUGGCUGCUGGAGUUUGCGAGAUCAGCACUCCGAGACCACAACCUCAGCGUAGGCGAGGGCAUGUUCUCGGUGGCCAGCGUCGUGCACCUGCGGGUCAUCUCGCGGCUGGGCUUCUUGGAGGUGCUGCCGGCGCCAGAGGAGAUCUUCUGCUUCUCGGGCUACGUGUCUGCGGCCUUCGUUCUGGCCAUGGCCACGCAGGACCGACAGCUGGUGCGGCAUGCCGCGAACUUGUUCACCGAGGUGAACACGCUGGAGCUCGACACCUCCUCCUCGAGCGCCUGGCCGGUGAGCGUUUGGGACCUCUUGCUGAACCUGGGCCGCUCGCACCGCGUGGCGCCUUGGGCCACCUAUGCGCCGCCGCCUUCGGCUUCGGUGGUGUUGGCGCCGCUGGAAGCGCCAGGACCCUGGCGAAAGGAGCAUCGGGAGGCGACAUGGACACAGCCCAUCAAGGCGAUGACCUUGGUUGACCACCCAGCCUUGGACGUGGAAAUCGUGAGCUUUCUGAUGAGCCUCUUCCCCAUGCACGUCACCUUCGCCUUUCUGGACAAAAGGUCCUCCUACACAGGGAGCACUAUGGCGGACCACAUCUGCAGAGAGUGGCCUCAGUGGUGUGCUUGGCCCCACCGAGCCAUCACCAUCACCGCAGGAGACCCGUCUGAUCCUCGGUGGCGACAAGGGCCGGCGGUGGAUCUCCAUCUCUGCAGCUGGUACGUCUACUGCGACACACUGGAAAAGUGGACUCAGCGCAGGAUGCCGCUGAUCUCCUACUACGGCGGCCAUCCUCUGAACUCCUUCCCGGUGCGCGAUGGCCACACCACCGUGGAGGAGGAGCUUCGCCCCAUGUGGGAUUAUUUGGACCGCCGCACAAGCGCGCUGCUUCUGUGCGACGCGGCGUACACGCGGGAGGCGCUGCACAGCUGGACGGGCCAGCUCUUGCCCAGCUACCGGCCACUGGCGACUUACAUCCCCUGGAAAUAUGCGCCCAAGGCGAGGUCUUUGCUUCUGCCCAAGACCAGCAGCGCGGGGCGCGUGGGCGCCACUGAAUGGAUGUUGGGCCUGUUGGCAUCCGUGGCUGGCGUAGAAACGCUGUCCGCCACCUCGCCGGCUACGCCCAGUUUUCACACGCUCUUCAUGGUCCAGCGGGGGUUCUUGAGCUUUGAGACCUUGGCCGGGUUCAGCGCUGUGGCGUACCUCCCAGGGCCCCACAGCUGGGUUGUCUCUCAGUGGCGGGAGUUCUACAACAUGGGCCUGCCCCUUCUGGUACCCCACCGGGAGGACCUCAUGAGCCACUCGCGCUACUGGUUCGAGCGGCUUUGGCAUAAUCUGCAGCACGUGCCAGAGGAGAAGUGGAUGCCUUCGAGGGCGCACUGGGCGAAGCGCCAUCCCUUCUCUCCCUGGAUGCCGUUGAAGACAUGGAGUUCCCAGUACGCGCAGGCGACAAUGUACUGGUCUCAGUUUCUGGAGUUCUUCACUUGGCCGCACGUGCAGUUCUUCCGGGGGGUGCCGGACCUGGUGCGCAAGGCCCGGACGUUGGACUUCCCGGCCAUCUCGCGCGCCAUGUCCGCGUGGACUCUUCAGGGCGUCGCAGAAGCCGAGAGCUUCUGGCGAGCGGUGCCGGGACCCAAGUCGAGGCCAAAGAUCCAAGCGGUGCCAGGCUCCCUGUGCUGCUUCCGACUGGCGAAGCAAAAGAUCGGCAUCCGCUGA
This is a messenger RNA of Effrenium voratum, 2085 nucleotides long. NCBI's taxonomy places the organism in Eukaryota, Dinophyceae, Suessiales, Symbiodiniaceae. The record is from the annotation of a GenBank genome assembly.